Molecule: messenger RNA, 3565 nt
Organism: Botrytis porri
Lineage: Eukaryota; Fungi; Ascomycota; Leotiomycetes; Helotiales; Sclerotiniaceae
Exons: 7
Coding region: 1107-3095 (662 amino acids)
Cellular component (GO): cytoplasm; nucleoplasm
Source: RefSeq, a predicted model, not a curated record
AUUAUCCAUCACACAAUCUUGGAUCUUGAAUAUUACUUAACAAACAUGGCCGUGAAAGACCACAAGGAUACCGUACCCUAUUUGCCUCCAUUCAGAUGUGAGACAUUCACUUGAAAAUCCAUGAGUCGUGAAGUGCAGGUCUCUACCUACCGGCCUUCUUAGGAUUCAAUGAACUACCCAGGUGUUUCAAUCACUUUGAGGUGUCUAAUGAAUCCAUUCAUACUACCGACCUACACCCAUACUAUCAUGCUACAUAGUACAUACUCUCCUAGUAUGCCUCGUUCAUAAAUACAACGAUCGGUGGCAAGCUCAUGUACCCAGGUAUUUAUUCUUCCUCCACCAGUGAUCCUUUCAAAUUCCAAUCUCCAGAUCCAAUCUCCAGAUCCAUCUGCAAAUAUUCGUUCCAUUGACUUUCAUUCAUCUCCCACACAGUAGCUCCUGUAUAACCGCAUCUUUAUUCUCCUUUGGAAGGCUCAAUCAUCACUAGUUCAUUUUGGGGAAACCCUACUCUCAUUGUUUACUUUACCCUUUCAACUGCCUUUGCCUUGCAUUAAGAACCUUGAAAAGAAAAGUUAUCUUAAUGGCAUUGAUUAAUGGGCCAAGUCACUACUAGGUAAUUACAACUAACACCCGAGUUAGUUGGGACCAGACUAGUUACGACCAGACUCAGUCAGCUCCGCAUCAAAUCCCAAUCCCAAAAGCGCUGCCUCCUCGCACUGCAGUUUCUCUUUCAUUUGAUAUUGUUGUUCAUAUUUCCACCAUAUUCUACAAUUAAUAUUAACUGAGUGAAUUCACCUCGGAACCUUUCGACCUUUCACCGGCAUCAACCUCUUAAACCCUCCAUUGUGCAAGUCCUUUUCCAAUUAUCAACAACAGCACUCUUUGCAGCCUCACGAUUACUGUUUUGUUUGUGCUUCUUCAAAACUACAACAUAACACGAUAAUGUCAAGUUAAAUGAACAUUUAAGGGAUAUUUACAACACCUGAAAAAGAAUAUUCGGAGUCACAUACGAUACCUAAUCAACUGUCUUCUUCAAAGCGUCGUCAUAGAUUUGGAGCUUGCCCUUCGAAUUUCGAUCCCAGGUCAGUGCGGGGUCGAUAAGAUAAAUGGAUAAUACUAUGGAGGACGACGAUAUUGAUAUGCCAUAUGCGCCGCCUCUGCAAAAUGCGAGUACCUCUCGCUGUCCAAAUAACGAUGCUUCGCGGGGUGGAAUGCAACCGCCCAGUACCCGGUAUCCACCGCUUAUGAAUCCUUGGGCAGGCUACCAAGGAGGCUAUAACAUGACCUCUACCAUGUACGGCACUUCAAAUUAUCCCGCAAGCCCGUAUGGUAGUGCAGCUUCAAACUAUGCCAGUCCAAGUUAUGGCUCCCAUUGGUCUCAGAAUUCGCGUGCUCAGGGAAUUCCAUAUCACGAUUUUACAGACUUUCAACAUCAAGGUUCAGAGCCAUCUCUUAGCAGAUCCUUCCCUACAUUACCUCCUAUGUCAGGCCCUCCCGAGUACAACUCUUGGACGGGACCUUGGCCUCAUAAUUCUCGAGCUAUGCCAAUGUUCGCCAAUGAAAAUUCUAUAGCGGACAACAAUAAUACCCCUCAAAGACUGGGGAAUGAUAGCGUUCCAGGCGCUUCACAGGAACAAGUUCAACAACGAAGACGGGAGCGGGAACGAGAGCUACGACAUCGAUAUGCCCGCCCAGGUACUAAUUCGGAAGCCUUUGGGCCUGCGUCUUCACACCUUCCUAAUUCUAUCGGCAACUCCGAAUGGGAUCGAUCAAGUGCUAGGUCGGGACGUCGUCUGGCUGAUGCUCAACGAAGAGCAGCGUUAGGCCGUGCUAGUCGUCCCGGUAGAGAUUCGGAUACAGACGAAGAAGAAUGGGGAGAAAGUGACGAAGAUGAUGAUGUCAUGGAAGGAUUCGCAACUGCUGAAAUGCAGUUGUUAGGUACCACCGCCUUUGCUUCUGCUUUACGCAGUCGUGGCGUUAGCUUAAGUCGUGCUCUUGAUCUGGGAGUCGAUGGCAAAGGAACGCCAUCCAAAAAGUUUUUGUCUUCACUCCAGAAAAUGAAUGUUGAUGCUCUGACGCAAGAAGAACGCAAUUGUUCGAUUUGCUACGAAGAAAUCGGCGUGGCGAAUCCUGAAGGCGUGAUUGAACAGCCGUUACGGAUGCCCAAGUGUAAACAUAUAUUUGGAGAUGUCUGUCUCAAGACAUGGUUCAAGGAAAACGACAGCUGUCCGUACUGCAGGGAUAAAGUUCCCACACACUCCACAAGGAAGGUGAUUGAGCAGCUGGUACGGCAGCAAAUGCGAAGUCGCCAUAACAUAAAUGCCCGUUCCGCUGAAGCCGGCCUUAUAAAUUCAGGCGCAAUUGAUCCACAGGACUAUCAUACACCAGUCUGGUCAGCGAGUGACAUUGCGGAAAGCCGACGUCGCGUUGCCCGAGGAAGAAUGGCAGGAUUUGGGACAGCACCAGCACCUCCAGGAAGGCGUCCUAGUUUAAUGAAUUCCAACAGACUCUACACUCCCACUUCACAACUGCAAAAUGAAGUCAAUCCCUUUCAAACACAUUCACGGCAUAAUUCGAAUUCAGAAGGAGUCUCACCCGGAACAAUGGGCGCAUCGAUCACGAAUAAUGGACACAGGCAGCCCGCACCGCUCACAGCUAACUCGCUGGGACACUCGGCAAAUUCGACGGGUUAUAUGUUUCCAACAAACUUGUCCCCGGGAUCUUCUGCAGCGUCAAAUACUUUUAUGCCUCCACCCGCAUCCUCUUAUUCCCAACACAGACCGAGUGGAUUCGGAUCUAUGGCGACUCCGGCAUUUGAUUCAACUGAAAGCGUGAACCCUGGUCAACAUCACAACUAUCAAUCUCCAGUCUACCAACAAGAAGAUUCUGUUGCCUUUCAAAACCAGCAGCUGGCUCGCAGUUUUGGAUUUCAAACCCAACAACAAGCUCAGCAGUAUCAGCAGAAUCACCAAGCUGAGCAACAACCUCAACAGCACCAGCAAACUCGGCAACGGGAACACGAGCAGCAGAGACAGAGAGGAGGUAGAGAUGCUGAGCUGUAUCCCCCUCCAAAUGGAGACAUGGGAGACUUUUGAAGAACACAUCGGCCAGAAACAAAAAUCUAUGGACAAAUCUCAAAAUUGCAAGUAUAACUCAGCCUCUCUUUGAACUCUUUCCGUCGACUUUGCUUUUCCAUCUUUUCAACACUCAUGCACACAUAAGAGUCAUUUGGGCUAUUUGGACCGGCAGGCAAGUAGUACUGGCGUGGAUAGGAGUUUCAGGUUCGUAUACCAAUUUUGAAUGGGGAAACUACAUGUGUGUUAGUGGCUCUAAGAAUCCUCUCUCCAGUCUCCCAAAGGAUUGGUUGAGAUGGUAGCGAUGGUGAUGACGGUGGUGGUGGAUGUUGGCACUGAUCAUCAUCUUUCUGGUCAGCCCAGCGUUAAAUAAACAUACAUAAUUAGCAAAUAGAAAACAUUUGGAUAAAACAUUUGUGGUUGUACUCUUCGUAUCAACCAAGCAAAUUUGUGAAUGGCCGCUUUGACUUUCAAAAUUUUCGAUAGGCAUA